AUGCCAGAGUAUAAUCUUGAUGAACCUACUAUGGAGGAAAAACUAGCAACCCUGAAUCUGAUCAAUAGAGAGAAUGGAAUGAGUGAUAGUGAAAAGCAAUCGCUCUCUAUGGCACCACCAAGUGCAGAUUCAGUCCAUAUCUUGCUGAAGCAAGCGCUUCGUGCUGAUGAUAACGUAGCAUUGUUAACUUGCUUGUAUAAUAGAGAUGAGAAGGUUAUCACAAAGUCUAUAUCACUCCUAACACCAGCAGAUGUUGUGAAGCUUCUCAAGUUCUUUGUGUUGCAAAUACAAUCUAGGGGCGCAGUGUUGGUUUGUUUACUCCCAUGGCUGCAAACUUUACUAAAUCGACACAUGAGCAGCAUAGUGUCUCAGGAGUUUUCUCUGUCAUUGCUCAACUCGCUCUACCAGCUUAUUGAUGCAAGAACAUCAACAUUCAAGUUGGCAUUGCAACUCUCCACCACUCUAGAUUACCUUUUCAGCGAGAUUGCUGAUGAUGAAGCUGAUGAGGAGGUGCCUCCACCGAUAAUUUAUGAAGACAAGGACACUGAUGAUGAAGAGUCUGAAGUUGAUGCUAUGGAAGCCGACAGAGAAGAGACUGAAGAGCUAGGUGAUGUUACUGAUGCCUCUGAAAAUUCAGAUGGAAGUGAGAUCAUGAGCGACUGA
This is a messenger RNA of Miscanthus lutarioriparius, 663 nucleotides long. NCBI's taxonomy places the organism in Eukaryota, Viridiplantae, Streptophyta, Magnoliopsida, Poales, Poaceae. The record is from the annotation of a GenBank genome assembly.